GUUGGUUUUGAGGUGUUUAGAUGGGCGCCAAGAAACCAUUCUAACGGGUGUCGAAAGAUGGACUGUUGCGACAACUUCCUCCGGAAUUAAUUAUUCAGUCUCCACGCUUGCUGCCUCUCCGCUCCCCCCCUUCAGUACAAGAGAUCCUCUCUCUUUCUCUCUCUCUCUCUCUCUCUCUCUCUCUCCAAGUGUUGGAUUCUAUUCCCCCUUCCAAUCUUCAGUAUUGUCGUCCACUUCAACCUCACACCCGCACAGCUGGAGGUAUUGUUCCUGUUUAGCACGUGGACCCCUGACCCAAAUAACGCCCGCCCACCAAUCCUAAAUCCAAACAAGCUUGUCUUCGCGACUCCUGUUGGCCUGAACGACGUGCUUCUUUCUAUCUCCCCUCCCCUCGGGGCCUUGCAUGUCCCCCUUUCCCUCUCCAUACGCUUCUCGAGCUCCGGUUAGAGUGAAACAUGGCGUGAGUUCUGGCGAUUCACCGCAACAUUGCCCCCCCUUCCCUUCCCCUCCCCUCCCUCCGUCCCGGAUAAGGCUGAUAGUCUUUUGGAAUCACAGGUCAUCUGGCUCACACGUCUCCAACACCAUUAAGGUGGUUGCGAGGUUUCGACCCCAAAACAAGGUUGAAUUGGCGUCCGGUGGACAGCCGAUCGUCGAUUUCGAAAAUGAGCAGUCAUGUUCUAUCAACUCGAAAGAAGCCGCCGGGAGCUUUACCUUCGAUCGGGUCUUUCCCAUGGAUUCGAAGCAACCCGACAUCUUCAACUUUUCGAUCCGGCCCACGGUAGACGACAUCUUGAAUGGAUACAACGGAACCGUCUUCGCAUACGGUCAAACCGGUGCAGGAAAGUCAUACACAAUGAUGGGUUCGGAUAUUGACGAUGAGGUGGGCAAGGGUAUCAUCCCACGGAUAGUCGAGCAAAUCUUCGCCAGCAUUCUCACCAGUGCGAUUAAUAUCGAAUAUACCGUCCGGGUCAGUUAUAUGGAAAUUUAUAUGGAACGUAUUAGGGAUCUACUCGUGCCCCACAAUGACAAUCUGCCCGUCCACGAAGAAAAGUCCAGAGGUGUCUAUGUGAAAGGCCUACUCGAGGUUUACGUCUCCAGCGUGCAGGAGGUGUAUGAAGUGAUGCGUCGCGGUGGCGCAGCAAGAGCCGUCGCUGCGACCAACAUGAACCAGGAAUCAUCCCGAUCGCAUUCUAUCUUCGUCAUCACUGUCACCCAGAAGAACCUUGAGACGGGCUCUGCGAAAAGCGGUCAACUCUUCUUGGUCGAUUUGGCAGGUAGUGAGAAAGUUGGCAAGACCGGAGCCAGUGGCCAGACGCUCGAGGAAGCCAAGAAGAUCAAUAAGAGUUUGAGUGCCCUAGGAAUGGUCAUCAACGCGCUUACAGACGGCAAAUCGACGCAUAUUCCAUAUCGUGAUUCGAAGCUGACCAGAAUCCUGCAGGAGAGUUUGGGAGGUAACUCGCGAACCACUCUGAUCAUCAAUUGUUCUCCCAGUAGCUACAACGAUGCGGAAACUGUCUCAACCUUGCGCUUCGGAGUGCGAGCCAAGGCGAUCAAGAACAAGGCGAAGGUCAAUGCCGAACUAAGCCCCGCGGAGUUAAAGCAGUUACUUCGCAAAGCCCAAAGCCAAGUCACCAACUUCGAAAGCUAUGUAUCCGCACUGGAAACCGAAGUCGGUGUCUGGCGAAGUGGUGAGGCCGUUCCCAAGGACAGGUGGACUCCAUCCAGAGGCUCCGAAGCUGUUGGCGCAGCCAGAGCUGAGGCCCGCGCUCCGCGACCUAGCACUCCAUCGCGCUUGCAUGAGGCCAGAGCCGAGACCCCGCGGCCAGAUUCGCGGCUGGGCGACCGAUCUAGCACACCUAGCCUCGUUCUUGAGAAAGACGAAAGGGAGGAGUUCCUUCGCCGCGAGAAUGAGCUUCAAGAUCAAAUUGCGGAGAAGGAGACCCACAUCGCAAACGUCGAAAGGGGUCUGCUUGAGGCAAGAGAGGAGCUGAAGUCUCUCAAGGAGAACUCUGCCCGCUCCGGCAAAGAUAACGAGAAACUCAGCGGCGAAGUAAACGAGCUUCGUAUGCAGCUGGAGAAGGUGUCCUACGAGAGCAAAGAAGCUGCGAUCACCAUGGACAGCCUCCGGGAGGCAAACUCUGAGCUGACUACCGAGUUGGAUGAUGUGAAACAACAACUCCUCGACGUCCGGAUGAAGGCUAAGGAGACCAGUGCUGCGCUCGAUGAGAAGGAAAAGAAGAAAGCCGAGAAGAUGGCCAAGAUGAUGGCUGGGUUCGACCUGGGCGGAGACGUGUUCUCCGACAACGAGCGCAAACUUCAGGAUCUCAUCCGCCGUGUUGAUUCGCUGCACAAGGUCAGCGAGCUAGGUGAACCCGUAGCUCCAGACGACAUCCUGGAACUCCGAACCAGCCUACUAGAAACCCAAGGGUUCAUCCGACAGGCGGAGCUCACUAUGAAUGAUCGAAGCGAACUCAACGUGCUGCAGGACAGCCGCAGAGCGGAACUUGAACAGAAACUGGCUAAUCUCGAGCAGGACUAUGAGAGUUUUCUGGCACGAACCCUGGGAGAGGGUGACCUGGAAGAGGUCAAGGAACGACUAGAAAAGGUGUACAUAACACGGAAGGAGAGCGAGAUGGAGGCUGCCUCGGAGCUGCGGCAGGAGAUUACCCGCAAGGAUGAGGAGUUGAACAAGCUCCGACAGUCCCUGGCAGACUCGCAAUCUCGAGUUUCGACGAACGGGGCCGCUGGCAAGAACUUGCAGCAGCAGAUUGCGGAAUUCGACGCCAUGAAGAAAUCGCUGAUGCGCGACCUUCAGAACCGCUGCGAACGCGUGGUGGAGCUGGAAAUCUCCCUGGAUGACGCGCGAGAACAGUAUAACAACGUGCUUCGGUCAUCGAACAAUCGCGCUCAGCAGAAGAAGAUGGCCUUUUUAGAACGCAACCUUGAGCAGCUGACCCACGUGCAGCGACAACUCGUCGAGCAGAACAGCAGCCUCAAGAAAGAAGUUGCCAUCGCAGAGAGGAAGCUCAUUGCGCGAAACGAGCGGAUAGCAAGCUUGGAAGCCCUGCUCCAGGAGAGUCAGGAGAAGCUGACCCAAGCCAAUCACCGCUUCGAAGCUCAACUCACAGCCGUCAAAGAACGGCUCGAGGCCGCCAAGCAAGGUUCGACAAAAGGUCUUCCAAGCAUGGAUAGCAACGGCGGGUUCAGUUUUGGCGGCUCAAGAAUCGCAAAGCCGCUGCGCGGUGGCGGCGGCGCAGGCAAUGAAGCAGUUACAACUGUCCAAUCGCAGGAUUCCGGAAAGCGCACGAGUUGGUUUUUGAAUAGACGAUGAUCUACGAUUCUCUUUUACUGUCUCUUUUUAUCCCUUCUCUGCAGAUCUUUUUAAACAGAAAGCACAAAGACAAACAGACAGACAGACAGACAGACAAACUCCAUUUUCAAUUCCUUGGAAAUGCCAGCCAAUAUUGUAUUCAUUUCUUUUGAAUUUUGGUUUUUCUCUCUUCUUCUUCUUCUUCUUCUUCUUCUUCCUUCACUCUACAUACUCUUCCUAUUUACCUUCUCUGGCAGUAAGGGCCCUGGUAUGAUUAUUGGGUUGAAUUGAGGAAACACUACCACCUGCACAGGUACCUAGGUAAACAUGGGAUGGAUGGACCUUCUUCUCGUCGUUUUAAGAGAACCUCCACCUUUUUGUAUCGAUGACUAUUCUUUCCUUCUUUCCUUCUUAUGCCUUUCUGUUGUGUUCAAUAGUUUCAUGCACAGUCUCUUGUCUCUUUUUUUUUUUUUCU
Messenger RNA from Aspergillus ochraceoroseus IBT 24754, 3785 nucleotides. Its product is annotated as putative kinesin family protein (KinA). Gene Ontology annotation, molecular function: ATP binding; microtubule binding; microtubule motor activity. Bases 404 to 3331 code for a protein of 975 amino acids. The transcript has 4 exons. The record is from RefSeq and is a predicted model, not a curated record. Lineage: Eukaryota; Fungi; Ascomycota; Eurotiomycetes; Eurotiales; Aspergillaceae. Gene Ontology annotation, biological process: microtubule-based movement.